AGCUGCUCCGAUGCAUGCCCGGUAAAACGGGCGAGUCACAUCCGGGUAUUAUGACCGUUCUCGGCCAGAUGCGGACUUUAGAAUCGGAACAGAACUCGGGCCGCGACUGAUUUCUACGAGACAAGUCUACGAGAACAAAAGUCCACACAAGAAGAACGCACAUUGAGAAAGAGCCACUGUCUUGAGUGGACUUCAGAUGAUCUUGAGUUUUACAUUUGGAUUUUUCCGUUCCCAUAAGGCAAGAUGAAUUUGGAGGAAUACUUUGAAAGAAUUGGUUUCCACGGAUCUUUUGAUGAAGCGGAUCUUGCAACACUGAAGUUGAUCCACAAACAGCACGUCAUGUCCGUCCCAUUUGAAAACCUCAGCCUUCACUGUGGUGAAAAGAACGUCAUGGACCUGGAAGCCACUUUCAACAAGAUUGUGAGGCGCCGCCGUGGAGGUUGGUGCCUUGAGAACAACUUCCUGUUUGGCUGGGUGCUGAGAGAAAUGGGAUACGACACCACGUCGCUGGGCUCCAGAGUUUUCAACAGUGUCCUCAAUGAUUUUGGCCCCCUUAAUUCUCAUUUCAUCAACAAGGUUGUCAUCGAUGGAAAGGCUUACAUAACAGAUGUCAGCUUCGGCAUGUCUUUCCAAUUGUGGGAGCCCCUGGAGCUGGUCUCUGGAAUGGACCAACCACAGGCAGCAGGUGUCUUUCGCCUCCUUGACCAGGGGGACGUGUGGGUGCUGGAGAAAACUGGUAGAAAGCCUGAUGUUCUCAAUACAGAGUUUGCCAAAUCAAGUCUGGUGAACAGGAACGAAACCAAUCAGAUGUACAACUUCACCUUGGUGCCUCGGGGGGCCGAGCAUUUCCUUGAGAUAAACCGCAAACUCCAGAAUGAGACGUCACUCUUCACCAAUAAGUCCAUCUGCUCUUUGCAAGCACCAACAGGAUUCAGAGCCCUGAUUGGCUGGACCUACGGGGAGGUCACCUACAAACCCGACGAAGGAGUGGACGUCUUAGACAUAAGAAACCUAAUGGAUGAUGAGAUAGAACAAAUUCUUCUUGCAAAGUUCAAUAUAAAGCUGCAGAACAAACUGCAGCCUCUCAACAACAAGUCAUACUUCACAUUCUGAAUUCCUACACAGGUGCAGUUUGAAAAUGGAUCUGGAAAGAUCCCUCAACCUGUGACCAUCUAACAGCCAACCAGGUGGAGCAGCAUGUUGACGAAUUGUCUAUUUGAAACAUGAGCAGUGCCUUAAAUGUAAUCUAAUGUACAUCAAAAAUGUAAUCAGUUUGUUUUCUUUUCUUAAUGCUACAAGCAGACAGGUCAUUCUUAAAAUGUGUUUUUGGUCAUAUAAAACCGCAAUGUGUUAUUUGUCAAAAAAACAUACAUUUAUAAAGCUUUCUACAUGAUACUAUGGACUGAUUUGCUGAAAUGUCAUCUGUGCUCUGUCUAUUCUCUCACUGAUUUUUAUUAAAUAAUAUGCCUGGAUGUAUAUUUUUGUUCUGACACACAAAUGAGCUAAAAGAUAUUCUUGGGCCCCAUCGAAGUUUAGCUGAUGAAAGACUGGAAUCUUAUGGGAAAAUUAGUUGAGAUGGUCAUUGUCAUGUUGUGAAUACCAUAAACAAAUACCUUUUAUUUUAUGAGGAAAGAGCCUGGAUGAUGUUCAAGUCAGAGUCAAAAGUACCAAAGUUUGGAAUGAAAGAGUUUGAAAAGGGAACACUUGACGUUUUCAGGUAUGUGGUUUUAGGGACAUGCUGUGCAUAUUAAAACAAUUGAUGGGGUGCAUCACUUCUUUAAAAGUCAUUUACAGUGAAUUAGAUCCAUUUUAGAUCCUUUUAUUUGUGUGGCUUAUGGAUCAGCAGCAAGCACAUCUAUGAAAAAGCUGGAUAGGCCACUUGAA
Molecule: messenger RNA, 1884 nt
Organism: Pungitius pungitius (ninespine stickleback)
Lineage: Eukaryota; Metazoa; Chordata; Actinopteri; Perciformes; Gasterosteidae
Product: arylamine N-acetyltransferase, pineal gland isozyme NAT-10-like
Exons: 2
Coding region: 244-1113 (289 amino acids)
Molecular function (GO): arylamine N-acetyltransferase activity
Source: RefSeq, a predicted model, not a curated record